AGUGCCAACGACACUGUCAUUUGAAUUUUGUAAUAGUUUUAUUUUUUUGUAAAAUUUGUUUAGAAAAUAUGUUUGUGUUAUGAAAUCGUAGUGUUUUAGUGUCUUAUUAUACAAAGCUGUGUAUUGUAGUUGUAAAGGAGUAUUAUACUAUAUAAAAUAUGUACUAUCAAUUAAGUUACGCAUCAUUGUUAUUGCAAUGACGAGUCGAAGUCCUGAUAUAUUGUUUAAGGCAGAAUAUAUAAAAAAUGUUUUGUAUUUUGCAACAGUAAGGCAAGGCAAAACACUUAAGAAUACGGCUGAUACACAUUAUUUUUGUAUAGAUAACGAACUAGUCUACGAAAAUUAUUAUUCAGAUUUCGGACCCUUAAAUCUUGGUUGUGUUUAUAAAUAUUGUAGAAUAUUAAACGAGAAACUCAAACAGUAUCUAAAUAAGCAAACUAUAGUACAUUAUACUUCAAUAGACCCUAAAAAGAAGGCUAAUUCAGCAUUUCUGCUGGGAUGCUACGGCGUACUGUAUUUGAGUUUGACGCCAAAAGAUGCAUUGAAACCUCUCAUGGUUCUCGGACAAAGCUACAGACCUUUCCAAGAUGCCACACAAGGUGAUUCGACAUUUACGAUAUCACUCAUGGAUUGUCUCCAAGCUAUAAAGAAAGCCCGAGAAUUAGGUUUCUUUAACUUCCAAGAUUUCAAUUAUGAGGAAUAUGACAGACUCGACAAAAUUCAGGGUGGUGAUUUGAACUGGAUUGUACCUGGUAAAUUCCUGGCGUUUAUUGGCCCAGUUGACUAUAGCGUGUCUUUAUUCCAUCCUCCAGAAAUGUACAUAGAAUAUUUCUUAAACAAUAACGUGAAAAUCGUAAUCCGAUUAAAUAAGAGAUUGUACGACGGGAAUGUGUUCAAUAAUGUUGGAAUAAUACAUUACGACUUAUUUUUCCCUGAUGGGUCCUGUCCUCCACGACACAUUUUAUUCAAAUUCCUGCAAAUAAGUGAAGAAGCUAGUUGUGCACUCGCAGUGCAUUGCAAGGCAGGUCUAGGGCGCACUGGCUCGUUGAUUGGUUGUUACUUAAUAAAGCACUACCGCAUGACUUCUCACGAAGCUAUAGGCUGGAUGAGGAUAUGCAGGCCAGGAUCUGUCAUAGGGCAUCAGCAGGGUUGGCUGGAAAAGUUGGAGCCGUGGCUGAUUAAACAAGGCAAUCUUUAUAGGAAACGUACAUAUCAGGACACAGAGAAGAUGCCGCUGCAUGAAUUCGGCGUGUAUUCUAUUGCCGAAAAGAAUAUGAAACAGCGUCCAGUGGUGUUCCAUAAGUCACCCUCGCCACCGCCUCCACUGCAGAAACAAGUCCGGUCCGACGUAGCUACCCCAAUGAGACCACAGAACUCCAGAAUAAAAGAAGCUUUUAACAAGGCGACGGAGAAGGAAUGUGAUUGGCGCGUGAAAACACAUAGUAUGGACAGUAGUCAUCAAAAGAUGAUGUAUAGAGGAGACCCAUAUGACUCAAUCAAUAACAUAUCGCGUCGCAGUAGUGGUGCGGGCGAUCCUAAAGCUGGUCGCCCAAAUACAAGAUCCUCUACAAUACGGUCACCGACGCCAAGAGAAAGUCUCAAAUCUAGCGUUAGGGAGUCUGAAUCAAAAAGCAUUCGAACUUACACUCCUAUAACAACUUAUCGUACAAGUCAGGCUCCAGUAAUAAAGAACGUCAAUGAUGCUAGAAAUUAUCUGAUGAGGAGUAGUAUUUAUAGUAAUGAACGUGAAAAGCAGUUGAAUUCGACCGUUAUGGUGACUCCACAUUAUAUGAGCCGGCCACAAAAUAACUCUUUCAUGAAUGCAGGCUUAUGCAGCGGGGCGCAUAUUGCACCGUCAUCUUACAGUUCAGCACCUAAAAAUACAGGACAGCCCCAACCUCGUCGACGACUUGGACGAAGUCCCAGUCCACCAGUUCGUAUGUUAAACGAACAGUCACGGGCGACGAACACACCUUCACCCACAGAGAAGUUCUUAGUGAAAGAUGCGUCCAAAUCUGCUUUAAAAGAUGUUUUAUCUAGAUUAAAACUGUCGAUGUGUCGCGAUGGCUCGCUCGGCGCCGCGUCGCUGGGCGCCAACCGCGACGCGCCCGCCCCGCGCCGCGCGCCCUCCGUGCGCUCCGAUGAGAGACCGCUAGCCACGCAGGGAGAUAUGCUCAAUAGCAUCAAGUUUCAAAGAAGAUUGCGCGAAACUAUUAAUGCGGAGAAAAGCGGCGUGUUUCACGAGAAAGUCAGUUUGUCGCCCACGAAGCCUAACAUCAAGAACGUGGACUCUAGAACGUUCGCUAGAAGAAACGUGGCUCCUAGAACCUACCCUAAGGAUUUUAGCGGUAGUAGAGAAAAGCAAAACUCAAUAUCUAGAAGCUUCUACGGCCCCGCGCGGCCGAUGUCACCGUAGGCUCGACGGACUGCCUGAUGUAUCACGGUAACUGACUCAAAUUGUGUCGUGUAUGUGGGAUGUAAUAAAAAUACGUUUUCAUA
Molecule: messenger RNA, 2499 nt
Organism: Helicoverpa armigera (cotton bollworm)
Lineage: Eukaryota; Metazoa; Arthropoda; Insecta; Lepidoptera; Noctuidae
Exons: 16
Coding region: 197-2416 (739 amino acids)
Biological process (GO): positive regulation of cytokinesis; protein dephosphorylation; cilium assembly
Cellular component (GO): centrosome; kinociliary basal body; nucleolus
Molecular function (GO): protein tyrosine phosphatase activity; protein serine/threonine phosphatase activity; protein tyrosine/serine/threonine phosphatase activity
Source: RefSeq, a predicted model, not a curated record